This is a messenger RNA of Poecilia latipinna (sailfin molly), 2223 nucleotides long. Its product is annotated as SAM and SH3 domain-containing protein 1-like. The coding region runs from base 399 to 1988 and encodes 529 amino acids. Lineage: Eukaryota; Metazoa; Chordata; Actinopteri; Cyprinodontiformes; Poeciliidae. The transcript has 10 exons. The record is from RefSeq and is a predicted model, not a curated record. Gene Ontology annotation, molecular function: protein binding.
CUCUGAGGUAACUCAUUAGUUGUAAAUGGAAAAAGUCUGAAAGUAGAAGAACUUCGCUGUAAUGCCUAAGAUGCAGUCUCGCGCCUGUUCGGACCGUGAAUUUACCUCAUUUGUACACUUUUACGUGACGUCACAGGUGGAGGUCAUUAAAGCCUGAACCUUCAGCUGGGUACAUGACCUGAACACGCCUGAUAAUUUCAGGCAGCGCCUUUUUUUAAUUCUCUGAAUGCUUCAAAUAUGAGUUACCUGUACUUUCUGACACUUACCAGCAGAUGUGCCUAAUUUGGAGAGCUGAAGCUGGUUCUGUUUGUGUUGCAUGGACCACUCAGCUGCACUGCCAAGGGGGAGAUGAAGAUGAUGAGUAUGAAUUAAAUUCGCCCUGUUAAUUCUGUCCCAAGAUGAGCCAGGGGGCAAACCUCGUCCUCCAGUGGCUCUCGAAGCUCCACCUGGCCCAGUACGUCGAGUCUUUCCUUGACAACGGCUACGACGACCUAGAAGUCUGCAAGCAGAUUGGAGAGCCGGAUCUGGACGCGAUCGGCGUCCAAGUCCAGUACCACAGGCACCGGCUCCUCUCAGCCGUGCAGGAGCUCAUAGAGGAGGACAGAAGGAGAGCACCUGGCUACUAUUUCACCUUGGAGCCUCUGGAGGCUUCUGCUCAUCACCAUGCUGACAGAGUGCGUGACCCCGGGUCGCUGAGGUCACACGCGCAGACCACGGCCGUACACCAGGCCUCCUGUCCCGGAAACCACAACCCGAGGUUCACAGACUGCAACGACUUUGUAACUUAUCCCAAGCUGAAGCUGAAGGUGCUGAUAAGAGACAAGCUGGCAAAAGAUGGAAUCAACCUGGGACAAGCACCUUACACCCACAAGGAUGGCUCUGUGGGGAACCUUGAUGACCUGGCCCAGGAGUACUCGCAGUACUACGGCACCUCCCUCAGCGACGUGUGCGAACGGAUGGAGGAGCUACGGAAACGCAAACUAGUGCAAGAGAUGGAGAUGGGAAAGGUUGACUCAGCGGCCGCGUCGCCACACCUCCGCUCUCAGCUCCAGGAAUCUCUUGGACUCAGCAGCGGCACAUCGACUCCGGAGACUGAGAGGAGGUUUCCUGUCCACAAAUCCAGCUCGGACGACGGAUCAGGAGGAAAAUGGGAUGCGAGGAAAAAGAGCAAGUCUUUAUGGCAGAGUUUCCGCAAGUCACAGAAGGGAGUGAUGCGCCAGACUUCAAAAGGUGACGAUGUUGGCUUCGUUGCCAGCGAGAUCACGAUGAGCGAUGAAGAGCGUAUUCAGCUGAUGAUGAUGGUGAAGGAGAAUAUGAUCUCGAUAGAGGAAGCGCUCGCACGGCUGAAGGAGUUCGAGACCCAGAGCAGACAGACGAGCCGAUGCGACACCCCCGAGUCCCUGGACCCCUCGGGGCCCGGUCCAAACGACUCGUUCAGCUGCACCCCUGUUGAGCAGUCUGACAAUGAGGAGGAAUCUCCGACAUUCAAAAGGCUCCACAAACUGGUCAACUCCACUCGGAAAGUGAAGAAGAAGCUGAUCAGAAUAGAUGAGUCCAAAAGGCUCGCAGCGGACGAGAGCCUGAGUGUAGAUGGUCUACCCUGUGGUGAGGGCAGCGUCUCCCAGCAUCCAGGUGUGCAGAGGAAACCCUUGGUUUGUCCCCUGGACUCCUUGGCUUCGGCUCUGCAGAAGCAGCUGGACUCCGACAGCCUGACCACAUCCCCGUCCUCCAGCAGUCUGGACACGUGCAGCAGCCAGAAGGCAGCGCAGGGCUGCGGGAGGAGCAGCGGGAGCCCCACUCACCAGGAGGCCGGUGUGGCGGAGGCCGGCGAGGGCUCCUCCUUCUCGGAAACGGAGGGGUGCGGCGAAGACGAGCCCAAAAUGGCGCGGUCGGUGACCGACGGAGAGCUCCGUCAUCGGGCUCUGGGCUUGCUUAGCCAUCAUGGAGUGAGUACUGAUGGUACUGGAGUACUGCAUCAUGUUGGUUAGAAUAUUCUGAUUGAUUUCUAAUAUACGGUAAUUGUAAUGUUCUGAUCUGCCGGUAUCAAUAUUUGGAAACUAAAUGUUGCUAGCAAUGCUUCCUGCAAUGAGUGAAAGGUACUGAUUUAAAAAGAGAGGCUACGUCACACGGUGUGAGAGUGAGCAAUGCAAAACAACGCAGAAGUAAAACCAGGUCGUAAUACUUCAAUUAGCACAGUUAGCAUCGCUAACUCUAGAAAUCAGU